AUGUCGGAGGAAUUUGUCCGUGGCUGCCUGGGUGUUCAACCUCGAGGUUACAAUGGAGGCCCCAUCAGCACUGUUGCAGGGCCCUACUUGCCAUCAGAAACAAUCGAUAUUACUCCACUGAGACAAGACCACUCCAAAAUCUCGAUCGAGUCGGUGGAUAAGCUGAUCUAUGAAGACCUUGGACAAGAAUACCGCGUCCGAGGCGUGAUAAAAGCCGAGAUAAGGGUUCCGAAGCCUGGCCAUCCUUAUGCAUUCAUAGCUACCGAGCGACAACCAUUCCAUCUCGCCCCGCCUGGUUCAUACGGUGAUGCGCUAAUCGGUCAAGCCAGGCCGCCGAAGCCUAAUGAGAAUAGGUUCAUCUACUGGACAUUCCAAGAGAUCCAAGAACUUAGGAAAUUGUCCGAGACGGCACUGCUGAAUCUACUACAAGAAGAGCAGAAUCAUUACCAAGAAUCUAUGAAUCGUGCUAGGCAGCACGGCUACCCACAACCAAGUUCGGCUUCAUACCAAGCAGUGCUGACUGUGGCUAGAGAACGCGGCCUGGUUCCAUGA
This is a messenger RNA of Endocarpon pusillum Z07020, 552 nucleotides long. RefSeq lists its product as uncharacterized. The transcript is spliced from 2 exons. Lineage: Eukaryota; Fungi; Ascomycota; Eurotiomycetes; Verrucariales; Verrucariaceae. Bases 1 to 552 code for a protein of 183 amino acids. The record is from RefSeq and is a predicted model, not a curated record.